CACCUUCCAACUGUGCUUCAAUGCCUUUUCUAUCAUGCCUCUGAUCUUGUAAGCUUCAAUUAUAGUGACUCUGAGGACUGUCAACUUCUCCUAGGGCAGAUUACCCCCCAGUGCGCCAAACGCCAUAGCUCACUCGUUAAGCUACGGAAUCGAUGGCGCAUGUCCCUAAACCGUACAGGACAAAGCUUGGAGCAUCUGCACUUUGGUGUGUGCACCUUGGGCUUGCGGCAGAGAGCAAGGGGUGGCUAUUCUGGGAGCCCUCAAAGAAUGUGCUGUUUGACAGUCGGGAUGUCAAAUUUGUGGAGAACAUCAUGUAUGGCAAGUGGGAGAAGCAGCCGGAGGCAAGGGUCACCCAGCAGCUGGAAGAGAUCACUAUGCAUUUCGAUCUGUCCGAACCUGAGGACAGCGAAGUCACUGCGCCAACGGCAAGCGGUACUGAUGAAGGAAGCCAUGAGGAUAUUGCAGCUGAUGCUGAAGUCAAGGAUCCGGAGCAGCAGCAGCAAGAGGCUUCCAAAACACCAAGUCUGCCAAAGCGAAGGAAACAGAUUGGUGGGGGGACAAAGGAUUGGGUGAAGGUGAAAGAAUGGGUAAAUCCA
Molecule: messenger RNA, 596 nt
Organism: Closterium sp. NIES-67
Lineage: Eukaryota; Viridiplantae; Streptophyta; Zygnematophyceae; Desmidiales; Closteriaceae
Source: the annotation of a GenBank genome assembly